Molecule: messenger RNA, 6990 nt
Organism: Perkinsus marinus ATCC 50983
Lineage: Eukaryota; Perkinsozoa; Perkinsida; Perkinsidae
Exons: 5
Coding region: 1-6990 (2329 amino acids)
Biological process (GO): proteolysis
Molecular function (GO): zinc ion binding; nucleic acid binding; aspartic-type endopeptidase activity
Source: RefSeq, a predicted model, not a curated record
AUGAACGACAACGACACUAACCCCGGGGUCGCCAUUCAUCAGCCCGAUCAGGAGUUCGGCACUGGAAACUAUCCGUAUGAUACAUCUUUGUCAAGUGGUUAUCAGCUCCAAUCAAUGCACUAUCCGGAUAAUGUGCAUCUAUCCAGACCGGUGUCUAUAAGAAGGUUCCCGACAACAAGAGAACACAUUCGUCCAGUACAUCCUAACACUGGGACGAGGCAAGGUCAUCGUGAAGUGACUCUACCGAGUAAUGAUCGACUACAUCGUCAUCAAGAAGUGGUAACAUCGAGUAACGUUAAAUCUACCGAAGGCUAUCGUGAAGUGUCUCUACCGAGUAUUGAUCGUCUACAUCAUCAUCAAGAAGUGGUAAAGUCGAGUAACGUCAAGCCUAUUGGAGAUCAUCGUGAAGUGAUUGUACCGAGUACUGAUCGACCACAUCGUCAUCAAGAAGUGGUAAUGUCGAGUAACGACAGACCUAUCCAUGAUAGACCAUAUGAGCAACAAGGUCAUCAAUUAGAUCAUGGAAGAGUCUCUAAGCCUCCAGUAACAGAUGAUCGUACGACUAUCAAAGGUUCCUAUGUUCGUCAAGAAAACCUUAUCAAGAGACAGGUCGGAUAUGAAAGAGCUCAAGAACAUCCACUACAAGCUAACGUGGCAUCAUUAAAUGGUCAACAUCGUCUACGAGAGAGCAUCCUAUCAAACUUGCGAGUUAGUGACAAGAUCCUGUAUAACGAGUUCUAUCUGGACAUGAUCACAAAGGAUAGAGAGCUACUCUAUAAUAUCAUUCAAGACGACUAUCUACGACCAAUCUUCCUAAGCCACCCCAUUAUCAUCGAGAAGUCAAUGAGUGAUCCCAACUUCCUGAACAUCGAGCACUACCCCAACCCUAUCAAAGAUUCCCAACAUAGUGAACAGCAUCAGUCUUGUGGUACGGUCAUCAAAGACUACUCGUCAGCUGCUGCUAGCUCUACUCUAACAGUUGAUGGUUCACGACCUCAGCAAUCGGUUCCUAUCUACGACACCACUGUCAAGGAUAUCACUACUGCUGAUGAUCGAGUCCCUCUAGAACAAGUAGAUUCUACUAAACCUGUUGAAGUUAUUUCUAUUUCAUCUGCUGCUAAAAAUGGUUCGAGAAGUCAUCACGAGAAUUAUCGUGAACAUCAUCAACAACCAUCUCCUAGAGCUGCUAUGAGGUCUACAAGAAGACGUGAUCCAUCUGGCUCUCCUUCUGGUUCAUCGGAUUCUUCUGGUGACGAUCAUGAUUCUCGUCGUUCUCGACGUUCCCAUCAACGCCGUCGGAGAAGCCUAUCAUCGAGCUCAUCUUCUUCUAGCCCUUCUUCUGCUUCGGGUCGUGCUCUAUCAAGACCCUACCCUACGUUGAAACAUCUGCCUGGAAUCACUUCUGGCAGAAUGUAUCGACCCCCUAAUCUGUUCGGCAACAAGACCUAUGACCGCUGUCCGGGUUGUAGACAUACCAAAUGCCGACACAAGAUCUCUGAUAAGGAUCUCCAAAUCGCUACCAAUACGGCAAAAGGUCUCGCUAUCAAGAACCACUAUCAAGGUGCUGAUGAUCGACGCUCUGGUGCAGCUUGGAUCCAAGAGAUCUUUAAACGGACGGUUGGCCAAAGGAAUCUUGUUCGUUAUACCUUUGCCCGUCUCAAUACCAUCAACACCGUCUGGGACGAUCUUGUACGUGACGAAACUGAUCCUGCACUAUGUCACAAGGACUAUGAUCGUCAUUGGGAUCUACUAAUCAACAAGAUCAAUGAGUUCUACAGUGACCAAGAAGUCCUACUGAAACUCCAGAACGACUUCAAUCAUCUACAACAAGAACCUAAGGAGACGGUCAAUCAGUUUAUCUCAAGAUUGGAUGGUUAUGCUAAUCAACUAUGUCUACUAGGUGUCAGUAUCUUGGAUGACAUCAUCAAGCGACGUCUGUAUGAUGGAUUAUUAAACGACCGUCUUAGAGAUAAGAUGGAUCGUGACGUCGAUGAUCACCGUAUAGACUAUCCCCGCUUCAAACGGCAGCUGAUCAAGUAUGAUCGAAGGAGACAAGGGCGCUUAUCUAAGAAGGAAGCUGAUCCCGCUACUCUCCGGUUGUAUGGUGGACGACAUCCUGAUCAACGACGUCAAGCUACGGUGAGCAACAUCGUCAACAACGACCACUCUGACGACUAUCAUGAUGGAUCCCCUAUUCCUUCCGGAUCAUCAACUGAUGACGAUGUCUACUAUGUCUAUGCGGUGGUUCGUGAUCAACAAUCCAUCACGUGUUAUAGGUGCCUACAGGAUGGUCAUCCUGCUAGGAAUUGUACUAAUGAUAUCGGUAAGAAGGACGAGAGAUGUAUCCGGUGCGGCAACCCUACCCAUACCAUCGACAAAUGCAACGUCUCUACAACUGCUACGUGUCAUCGCUGCGGUCGAGAAGGUCAUCUAGCUUAUGUAUGCCCUGAUCCGCUACCAUCUCCUACGGUAUCAAUGAGGAGUAAAGGUGGUAAAGGUAAAGGCAAGGGCAUUGGUAAAGGAAAAGGGAAAUCUCCCGGUCCAUCAAGUAUCCAGGCUACAACCUCAUCUACGACCGACGGUAAUCUUCAACAGCUCCCAACACCACCUACUCCCGAAGUCAAGAUCUCUGGUGUAGAUCCCAACGAGAAUAACGAUGAUUCAAGUGAUGCAAAUAAUGAGUACGACAUCUACAACGACGCCCAAACUAACAUGAUUGUAUCGCAUCACUAUCCUGAAUCAUCGAUUCUAACGGUAUCGGAGUCGGUUCCCAAUCAACUCAAGACUAUGAAGGCCAACAGCUCGGAUAAGGUCUUUGGUGAUCCUAAGGUAACAUCUACCUCGAAUAUCUGCUCAUCUUCAACUUCAUCUACUCGUUGCGAUGUCGUUGUUGGCGUGAUCAAGAUCGGUCCUGAGACCCGGCCUGUUCUGUUUGAUACUGGAGCCGAUAUCUCUUUAAUCGCUAUCGGAGCCUUGGAGAAAAUCUUCGGUGGUGACUGUCCUAUCUUCUCAUCCACCACAAAUUCUAAUGUGAAGGUUGCUAACACCACCAGCAUCAAGGUCAUCGGCCAUGUCUCUAUACCUAUCGAGACCAGGCACAUCAAGAUCACAGAAAGGUUCGCCGUCACAGACAAUUCACUAUCUAGCCCAGUUAUCCUUGGAUGUCCGGCCUUACAACAACUACAGUGUGCUAUUGUCUUCACGGUUAGUGGCUCCGUGGUCUUCACUGGGAUCGAAGAUCUUACUUCAUCGUUCCAUAGGCAGAUCUAUAAGACUAUCUCUAGAUCAGCCAAGCAACGACAACCUGCUGAGAUCAAAGGUUUUGGUGACGUAUCUAUUACUCAUCAACCAACCUCUCACGUCGUCAGGGUGGUGAAUGAUGACCUACCAACUUCAUCAUGUUCUACGAUCAUGGCCUCUAACGACGUCACAACCCAUCUCGAUCUCCUUCAUGGUGGUAUCUGGAAUGGGAAGGUUACCAACAACAAUGCCGUUCCCCGUAUCAUGAACUCAAUCCCGGACGUGAUCACCAACGAUCCUUAUGGUGCUACUGAUAUGGAAGACGUUCCACUACAUCCUGACCUACAACUACAAUCUGAUCCUACCGACGAUCUCCCGCCAUGGGAAGUCAUCAAACGACAAUGGAUACCCGACUUCAGCGCUCCGUUAGGACGUUGCCAACUAUCGGUACCAUGGUUAUCAUCAGACAGGCCCGAUCACAACUUUAGGAUCGCGGCGCGCCGAGGAGCGGCUUCAGUCCAACGACUAUCACCCGAGGAAAAGGAUCUAUUUCACCAAUCCCUGAAGACCUUCAUCGACCGGAAAUCACACACUAUCGACUGCUACAGCUUUGCUGCACACAUCUACGAGGGACAUCAUAAACUAUUCGAUCCCAACAAGAACUUCACAUCAUGGGUCGAUGAACAACAUCAAGAUCAGCCCGAGGCACUGAAGAAAUUACUUGGCUAUCUAUUUCGUCGAUCCUCUGAUCUUCUACAUGCUGUUUACGAAGCAGAUCGACUAUCUGAAGAAGACUGUAUCACUAAAAGGAAGGCUAGUUCCUAUCUCCUAUCUCUAUAUGAUCCUCUCGGGCUUGUUCUAGAGCACACAAUGGUUGGUCGACUUAUCUGGCGGAAGAUCACUGAAGCUACAACAGAUUGGGAUGCUAAAAUCACUGACGAUCAUCGACAACAAGUAUCUGAUUGGGUGAACGCCUCUAUCAAUCUCUGCAACGACGCCAAAUAUGGAGUCCCAAGAUUUGUCGAUAUCAACAACCACCCGGUGGUAUUAUCAGUCGAUGCAUCAUUGAUUGCAUGGGGUAUCGAUCUAAGAUGUCUAUCAUCACCAAACGAUCGCUUGAUGAGUCGUGCUGGUCUAUUCCCUAAAUCUCAGAAGAAUUGGAGCAUCCCCCGCAAGGAAUUGGACGCGCUAUGGAGAGGCUUAAAAUGGAUUAAGAACUUCUCGAUCUAUCUCCCCAUCAAGACCAAUCUAAAUAAAUCACAACAACCCCUACAUCCUCUCAGGCCUAAUCCACCUCUCAACCCGGCGGAUCCUCUAUCAAGAGCUAAAGUCGGCAUCUACUGUUAUGACGAUAAGAUCAAGAAUGCUGUCAAGGUUGCAACAGUUCUCUAUGACUAUCUAGAUUCCGUGGAAGAUCCGUCAGAUGAUCCUCUUGUGAUCUCGGAUCCACCCCUGGCCGACUUUGUUGCUACUGCUAUCACCGUUAACCCCGAUGGUAUUCCCCUACCUGACUUAUCUACCAUCGAAGAUGUUGAACAACGAGCAGAACUACAAUGUAUCUGGGACUAUGCGAAACAUCGGUACACUCCUGAUGAGGAUCCACCAGUGGAUACUAUCGAGUUCACCGAGGCCGUCGAGAUCUGUGCUAGAAGAUGUCAACUACUAGACGAUGAUCUACGUCUCUUGAAGCUAUAUUUGGAAGGUAAACUCAAUCUCAGUGAUGCCGGUAGCAGAUAUACCCAUAUCACUAGAUUGGCAACUAUCUGCGAGCUAGAUGCUAAUAAAAUCAUACGUCGAUGUCCACAAGAAGCUGAUUGGAAGCGUGUACAUGAGGAUCCCCACGGUGUUAUCUUUCUUGGUGGAUCUAACUAUGCUAAUAUCCUAAUGGUCCUAUUAACUAUCAUAUUCCAUUAUGUCUAUCUACAUAGAGCCCAUCGUAAGAUUACCGGUCAACUACAACGUCGGUACAACGGUAAACGACUGCCCAUCAUUGUUAAGAACACCAUCGCCUCUUGUAUCCCCUGCCUACGAUCUAAGGCAUACCGUGGACUUAAUUAUGUAUCAAGAUCUGUCCAAGCCCUGGCAACGAAGUCUAUCUGGCAAGUUUGCGGAGCCGAUAUUGUCGGACCCUAUCAACGAGACGAAGCUGAACAAGGAUCUACUCGUGUCUUAACUCGUAAGAGGUAUAUCUUACUGGUCCACGACGCCAUCACGAGCUUCACAUGCUCCAGGAUUCUGUACGAUGCUACAUCCCUGUCCGUGGCCGAUGCAUUCCACUCUAUCUGGUGUGAGAUGGGAGCGCCAUCGGUGCUCAUCACUGACAAGGAUAUGUCAGGAUUCAUCAAUCGCCAUGUUAAGAACAAUUUGAUCAGCCAUGGUAUAAGACAUCUAGUGUUGCCUCCCUACUCACCCCAUCUAUCAUUCUGGGAAAGAAUCCAUCGAGACUUCGUCCAAAUGUCUAGAUCUAUCUGCUGUCAAGUCAACUCUGAGAACGAUUACAUCAAGUCAUAUCUACUGGCGAUUAGGGCUUACAAUUGUACGGCUAAGGACUGGAUCCCAUUCACGCCUGCAUCUUUACACCUUACUUAUCAUCAACGACUUCCUGGAGAUCCGCCUGCUUCCAGCGACAUCAUCAACUAUGGAGCCUUGGCUGCUGGCACUAUCAACUCAGAUCAAUUCGGCUUCGCUAGAGCUAUGCUACCCUUCGUUAAAGAGAUUCAACAAGAAGUGUCAUCUACCGUGGCCGAGUACAUCGAGUUCUGGUACCACAAGCAAGCCGCAUAUCGCCGCCGGAUCAACCUAUCUACGGAAAUGACUUACCCUGAUCCUAAGCCCUUCGACAUCGUCUUCAUCACCAACUACAGCGAUAUUGGAUGGGCUAUCAAUAACAAGAUGAAGUCCAGAUGGGAAGGACCCUUCACUAUCGCCAAGGUCACCUCAUCAGCUACGGUACUUGUGGCGCCCGAACUGAUCCUUCCUAACAGAAAGAUCUGGGAAAGGUCUAACUCUUCAUCAUCUAGUCCAACGCCUCCAUUUGGUCCUACUUCACCAAGUAUCGACAAUUCUGGUCCAUGCUCUUCCACUGAUCAUCGAUCACCCGGUCCUACUAAUAUCACCGAUGACCACGACUAUGACUCUGGUAUCGAUCGGUUGUUUAAAGAUCAUGAACUUCAACUAGUAUCAUUGAAGAACGUAGUACAUGCCAAGGCCUUCCAAGAUCUGGUACGAGAUCAACAUCUACGAGGUCAAAGGAUCUACGUCGACCAUCGAGGAGCUAUAAGGUCUAUCGACUCUCUGAAGGAUGAGUCACGAGAUCUACAGCGAGUCAGAGAAUUGAUCACUGAGGGCGCUAUCAAUGAUGCUUUGAAGGCGUGGAGAAGUCCAACUACAACGACAUCCAAUGAUGAAUCAUUAUCUGAAGGAGAUCAAGAUCAAGGCAAACAACCACAAGGUCACUCUAUCCCAGAAGAUCUACAUCAAGCUCAAAAAGAUGACCAGUUAACUCCUUCCGACUCCCCCGAUCUCAUACCAGAAAAUGCUCAUCCCUCGAGAGUAUCGAAGCCAAGGACUUCUCGGAAUCGCCAUCAACAAGAUAAAGAGAAGACUGGAGAUCAGCAUGAUCCUACUGCUAUUAAGCCUACACCGACGAAGACGAAGGGAGAGUUUAUCUUGGCUCGAUCGGAGAUGAUCAAACGAGGUUUUGCUCAACUAUCGGUUAAGUGUAUCCUGCAUGGUAGCCCUCACAAGUAG